Messenger RNA from Prosopis cineraria, 1652 nucleotides. RefSeq lists its product as uncharacterized. The record is from RefSeq and is a predicted model, not a curated record. NCBI's taxonomy places the organism in Eukaryota, Viridiplantae, Streptophyta, Magnoliopsida, Fabales, Fabaceae. The transcript is spliced from 5 exons. Bases 39 to 1151 code for a protein of 370 amino acids.
CCAGGUGCGAUUCCUCCAUUUUACACAAAAAAGAUGCCAUGCUACAUCCGCAACAGCGAAGAAAUGAAUUAGAAAGGGGAGCUCAAAUGAAGGCCUUCAACGGACAUCGGAAGCAAUUGUUGUUUUUUAAUUUCUCACAAUCCAAAAACCAAAGCCUAAAUCCAUUACUUAGCAUUACAACGAUCCGGUUUCACGUACUCCUGCGAGAUUCCGUACAAAACAUAAACAUUAACUUGCAGCGUCUCAUUCUAAUAAAUAAACCCUGCUCUGCCAAAGACUCGGCAUUUCCGCCAAGCUUCUCCCUCCACCCUGCAACUCUGAGAAUUGUGAUCGGAGGUGGUCGUAUCGCCACCAUGCCAGGUCCUGGUCCUCACAUGAUGUACGCGAUGGGCUCGGGCCUGGCUCUCACGGCGGUCACCCACGGCAGAUUCAGCCCCCACCACUCUCUCACUUACGCCCUCAACGCCUUCUUCGGUCCUGAUAUUGGUUCCUUCUCCGAAUGGCUCGCUUCCUUUGUAGAUGAUUCUUCUGAUUCCUUUGCGUCCCGCCUUCCCGAUCUCAUCCACCAUCCCCUCUAUUACAUCCUUAUCUUGGGACUUCCUCUCUCUUUCCUUUACUCCUGGAUUUCCAAGUUUCUUCUUCAGCACCAGCUUCUUGAUUCUGUCCCUAGGGUACCCCUUACGCGGAAGCAAUGCUUCUUGUUGAUAUCUGCUGGCUCUUUUAGCCACUUCUUCCUGGAUCAUUUAUUUGAGGAGAAUGGGCACUCAACUGUGUAUACUUGGAUUUUGAGCACGGGUUGGUGGGAAAGGCGAGCACCAAUUAACCCAGAUGCUGUUGUUGCGGUUACCUUUUUAUGCACAUUCUUGUAUGGUGGCUUUUUUUACAUCAACAGACCUUGCAGAGUAAAUUCAUCAAACUCCAUUGUGAAAAGGUCGCAUCAAUCACUGCUACUCAUCCUGUUUAUAGCCUGCUUAUACUGUUUAUGGUGUGCAAUUCAGAUAUACUUGGUCAAACCUCGUCGUCCUGCAGUUGGUGAAGAGGCUGAUCUUGGUGUUAUAAUUUUUUUAGUCACAUUUUUCUUCCUACCUCAUGGUUUGUGUAUAAUGUCCAUGCAUCCAAAUGAUCUUCACACAGAUCAAAUUCCUGUUUAACGGUAUACUAUUUUGCUCUUUCCGAGAUUUUUCUCUGCAUUUGCCACUGAUAUAAUCUCAGCAAGCGUUUGAAUCAAGCACUUCGCUGUGCAGAUUCACUAGCCAAGGACAUGCUGACCACUAUGGUCUAGUCCUACUAACUGCUCCACCCUCCUUUUGUUUGGGUUUUGUGCAGGAUGAUCUGCAGAUGAAUUUUGAUGUCAUGGCUGCUAGAGCCUAACAAGCGUUUGAAUCUUGGCUGGUGUCAUGACAUUCAAGUUGGAACUUGUACAAUCCCUUAUCAGUCGUUUAGCCCUUAAGCUUCACUCCUCCAAGGCAUUGCAUCCCAGGAGUAAUUGUUCAUGACAUGUUUACUGGUUCUCAAUUUGUUUUAUAGUGAUGCAAGGUAAAUUUUUACAACUAGGUUUGCUUUUAUACACAAAUAUUGAAAGAAAGGCCUAGAUCAUAGGCAAAGCAUCUUAAUUAAUAUAACAAGAGAGCGUUUGAUAUGGUUUUACUUAA